AUGGAGGAAAAAGUAAAAGUUGUUGUCAAAUGGAGUGGUAGAGAAUUUGAAAUAUCUAAUUUAUCACCCAAUGAUACCGUUGAAAAAUUAAAAGAUGCUAUUUUUAGAGAGACUGGUGUACGUCCUCAUAGGCAAAAACUUCUUAAUCUUAAAUAUCGAGCUAAACCUGCUGAAGAUUCGUGUAAAAUGUCUGCAUUGAAUUUGAAACCCGGAUUUAAAAUAAUGAUGAUGGGUUCACUCGAAGACGACAUAACUCAAGUCAAUACGAUUCCACAGGGAAUACCAGAUGUUGUCAACGAUUUAGACAUUGAAGAUGCUGAGGUUGCUAUAGAAAAUAUGGAGGUACAUCUUUCUAAAAUAGAAAAAAGAAUAAAAGAAUAUGAAAUUACAGAAAGAAGUGAACCGAGAGAAGGGAAAAACUUAUUGGUUCUAGAUAUUGAUUAUACAUUAUUCGAUCAUAGAUCUGUGGCUGAAAGUGGAGCUGAAUUAAUGAGACCUUAUUUACAUGAAUUUUUAACUUCUGCCUACGAAGAUUACGAUAUAGUUAUUUGGUCUGCGACAAGUAUGAAAUGGAUCGAAGAAAAAAUGAAAUUGUUAGGAGUGUCGACUCAUACGGAUUAUAAAAUAUUAUUUUAUCUCGAUAAUUUGGCAAUGAUAUCCGUUCACACUCCCAAAUACGGAGUCAUAAACGUGAAACCGUUAGGAUUGAUAUGGGGUAAAUAUCCGCAGUACUCGACGAAAAAUACAAUAAUGUUCGACGAUAUAAGAAGAAAUUUCAUAAUGAAUCCAAACAACGGUUUAAGAAUCAAAGCAUUUAGACAAGCACAUUUAAAUCGUCAAACGGAUACGGAACUCCUUAAAUUAUCCCAAUAUUUAAAAGAUAUUAGCAUGUGCGAAGAUUUUUCCGUACUCGAUCACAGGCAUUGGGAAAAAUAUUCGAAAAAAAAAAGAGAAGGAAAAAUAUGA
Molecule: messenger RNA, 966 nt
Organism: Pediculus humanus corporis (human body louse)
Lineage: Eukaryota; Metazoa; Arthropoda; Insecta; Psocodea; Pediculidae
Exons: 5
Coding region: 1-966 (321 amino acids)
Biological process (GO): protein dephosphorylation
Cellular component (GO): nucleus
Molecular function (GO): protein binding; protein serine/threonine phosphatase activity
Source: RefSeq, a predicted model, not a curated record